Molecule: messenger RNA, 1802 nt
Organism: Dalotia coriaria
Lineage: Eukaryota; Metazoa; Arthropoda; Insecta; Coleoptera; Staphylinidae
Gene: Slimp
Product: Seryl-tRNA synthetase-like insect mitochondrial protein
Exons: 1
Coding region: 1-1392 (463 amino acids)
Biological process (GO): seryl-tRNA aminoacylation
Cellular component (GO): mitochondrion
Molecular function (GO): tRNA binding; serine-tRNA ligase activity; ATP binding
Source: RefSeq, a predicted model, not a curated record
AUGAACAUGUUACUCAAGGGUGUGCCACCUAUUUUUAAAACUUUAAUUAAAACUAAACUAAACCCUAGCAUUAAUGUCAUAAGGAAAGCAAGUUCUGCUUUGUAUAUAACAGGUGACAAAGCACAUAAUAAUUUUGCUGUGCUCACGCCACACAUUGAUAUCGUUGAACGUUUCGAAAAUAGAGAUAUACUUGAAGACAACAUAAAAUCCAGAGGGAAAUAUGUUGAUCUUGAAGGUAUUUGUAACCGGUGGGCAUUUUAUCAAGAUUUGAUGGAAAAAAGAGUAAUUCUGGAAGUUACAAAAGCAGAAAUUGCUAAACAAAUUUCCAAACAUAUGAAAGAUGAGAAGCCUGAUGAAGAAGCUAUCACACACUUAAAAACACAGAUGACAAUUGUAAAAGAUGAAUAUUCUACGUUGCGCACAUUUCUAUAUGGCGUUGAAGAAUCGGCUGCUCUUAAAGCACUUUCUUUGCCUAAUAUUAUUCACGAGCGCACAAAAACUGAACCAGUUUUAAUUUAUGAACAUUUAACUAAACCCGAAAAAAGAGCUGAAGAUAUUCCAUCACAUAUUGCCAUCGGGACGAAAGAAAACCUGCUGGAAAUCCAUGAUAACACAUUUGCCUUCUUGACUAACGAUGCGGCUUUGUUUGAAAUCGCGGCGUUGAAUUAUUUUCAUGAGAAGUUGACUCAAAGUGGCCUUAUUCAAUUUUCUAAUACAGAUUUUGCUAAGAGUAUCAUAAUUGAAGGUUGUGGAUCGGAUUUCGAGAAGAAUGAUAUCAUCACACUUGAAGAUGGCGGUGAUCAUAUAAUCAAUAAAUUGCAUUUAACUGGCGGUGCUAGUCACUAUGCGUUUAUGGCACAUUUUACCAAAUAUUUGGUACCAGCGAAUCAAUUUCCACUGAAUUACUUUGCAAUCGGACGAAAAUAUCAACAGACAAUCAAAGAUGAUGAAGCUAGUUUGUUCAAUAUGGUACAGCAGAGUGCUAUAGAGAUAUUUUCGGCUUGUAAAACAUCAGAGGAAUUGAAUCAUUCAUUGGAUUCAAUUGUUAAAAGUAUUCAAGAGAUUUACAAAGGUUUCGGAUGUCAUUUUCGGUUGAGUUAUGUCAAAGCAAGUGCACUCAAAGAUUAUGAAAGUUUAAGGGUUGCGAUUGAGAUGUUUUCGAAUAACUACAAUGAUUACGUUGAGGUUGGAAGUAUUUCCGUGGUCGAUGAAUAUUUAAGUAAGCGAUUGUUGUUUACCUACAACGAAAACAAGGAAAAACGGUUUGCUAAAGUCAUUGUUGGUAAUAUUUUAAAUGUUCAAAAGGUACUGGCGUGUAUUCUGGAGAAUAACUAUCAGAAUGGACAGCUUGGAAGUAUUAUUAAUGAUACUUUGAAGCCUUAUAUCCCUUGAUUUGUAUGUCACAUGCAACGUUGUGUGAAAAUAGUUGUAAACCAUGUUGUAGUUGACUUUGAAGACUUUGUUAUGGAAUAAAUAGUUUGUCAUAAAAAAUAUUUAUCUAAAAUGCAGUAUAUAUGAUAAAGUUAAUAGUCGAGAGCACAAAACAGAGCGACUCCUCUCUGAAUCCAAUGUUUUUCGGGUUUAUCAGUUGGUAUUUCACAAGCGAUGACAUAGUUUGUGGAAUGGCCGGUAGUCGACAGAACUCCGGCUCUUUUCAAUGUUUUAUAUACGGGGCAUUCAUAAACGCCCGUUGGUUUCUUGUGAUUUUCUUCUGGUACCAUUAAAAUAGGUACCAUUUCUACCAAAAAUGUAAAAAGUUAGAAUAUCUAAGAAUAAGUACCUCAAUUUUUACCUGUAUACAA